Helicoverpa armigera (cotton bollworm) is the source of this 945-nucleotide messenger RNA. RefSeq names its product probable ribosome biogenesis protein RLP24 (gene RpL24-like). Gene Ontology annotation, cellular component: nucleolus. The coding region runs from base 79 to 657 and encodes 192 amino acids. NCBI's taxonomy places the organism in Eukaryota, Metazoa, Arthropoda, Insecta, Lepidoptera, Noctuidae. The transcript has 3 exons. The record is from RefSeq and is a predicted model, not a curated record. Gene Ontology annotation, biological process: ribosomal large subunit biogenesis.
GUUAAACGUCACAUUACGUCAGGUCAGCCAUAUUGUUCCUUCUUGACGUGCGACCAAACAAAACAGCACGUGUAAAAAAUGCGUAUAGAAACUUGUUAUUUCUGUUCGUCCAGGAUAUAUCCUGGACAUGGAAUCCAAUUCGUCAGAAACGACUGCAAGAUUUUCAGAUUUUGUCGUUCAAAAUGCCACGCAGCGUUCAAAAAGAAGAAGAACCCGCGUAAAACCAAAUGGACCAAAGCUUACCGUAAGACCGCUGGCAAAGACCUGGCUAUUGACCCAUCUUUCGAGUUUGAGAAACGCCGCCACACUCCUGUGAAAUACAGCAGGGAAUUAUGGAAUAAGACCAUUGAAGCCAUGAAGAAGGUCGAGGAGAUCAGACAGAGAAGGAGCAACAACCACAUCAUGCAGAGACUAAGGAAGGGCAGAGAAGUUGAGUGGCAGAGAGAUGUCAGGGAAGUACAGCGGGAUAUCUCAUUGAUCAAAUCACCAGCAGCUGGUCUUAAACAGAGACAGUUGGAAGAGGAGACAGAAAUGGACAUUGAGCCUGAGACCAUUGAGGUUGUUGACGCAAAGGGUCGCAAGCAAGUCAUUGAGGCACCUGUCAUGGUGCCCGCUACUGGCGAGAUGAUUGAAGAUGGCGGAGACAUUGAAUUAUAAAACUGUGAAUUACUUUAGGAGUUCAUAUUAUUUUGAACUGUGAUUGAACACAUUAAUGUAAGAAAUAAUUUUGGUUAGAAAAUCAAGAUGCCAACAUUUUUGACAACCAAGAAAUAAUGCCACUUCUUAAAAGGUCUUCAGUGAUAUUUUUGUGCUGAAUAACUGCAAAUGUUUAACUUGACCUUAAUUAAGAUUGUGAACUAGCAAGUUUCUUAAUGCAAUUGUAAAUUAUUCUGUAGUAAUCAUACUAUUUUCUGUUCAUCGAUUAUUACAGUGUAAUUAAAUUAU